This is a messenger RNA of Notolabrus celidotus (New Zealand spotty), 4560 nucleotides long. RefSeq names its product fibroblast growth factor receptor like 1a (gene fgfrl1a). The record is from RefSeq and is a predicted model, not a curated record. Bases 566 to 2077 code for a protein of 503 amino acids. The transcript has 8 exons. Gene Ontology annotation, molecular function: fibroblast growth factor receptor activity; fibroblast growth factor binding. NCBI's taxonomy places the organism in Eukaryota, Metazoa, Chordata, Actinopteri, Labriformes, Labridae. Gene Ontology annotation, cellular component: plasma membrane.
GUUUGUUUUCUCGCCUGCGGCCGAAGUUUUGGACGGCGAGCCGCUGCAGGAGGCAAUGUGGAUCUAGUAUUCAAGUUAUCAUUUGUGUGGCGAAGAGUGUGAAGAGUUCCGCGGACUGGCGGGAGAUGUAGAGAAAGUGUUUUCUUUUUCGUCUUUCAUUCUGCAACCCGGUGCUGGCAGUGCUCUCCCUCGAGCGUUUUACAUGCGGACUGUCAUUCAGAAAUACUACAGCCAGCAUUUGGAGCGCUCACGUGUUUGACCUGACCCUGUGUAUUUCUGAUUUUUCUCCCUGUUUUUCUGCCAUUUCUGCCUGUGUGUUUAUAAUCUAUUUGUACAGUUUGCUGCAGUCUGCUUGACUUGCAACAAGUAGUCGUAUCGGUGACAGACGCGUCUCUUUACAUUGUUGACCACUGUUGGAUUGAAUCACGGAUUAAGUUUUCCAAAUCGUGAAAUCACUGGGCCUGAAGAACUUUUAUCUAUUUCUUUUUGGGGGAAUAAAGGCACGUGAGCAGGCUGCCCGCAAUCAAAGAGGCUGUGUGUUCUUGUGUCUGAAACGUAAACUGAAAUGGAGCUUCAUUGGGUCUUUCUGCUGCUGGAGAUGGUGCUAGUGUCCACUGCUGCCAGGGGUCCGCCCAGGGUGUCUGAGCGGGUGAUGCACCGGCAGAGCAUCCGACUGGGUCGCACCAUGAAGCUGCCCUGCCCCGUGGAGGGCGACCCCCCGCCACUCAUCAUGUGGACCAAAGACGGACGCAACAUCCACAGUGGCUGGACGCGGUUCAGGGUGCAGCAACAUGCUCUGCGCAUCAAAGAGGUGGAGACUGACGACGCUGGAACGUACAUCUGCAAGGCAACCAAUGGGUUCGGCAGCGUCAACAUCAACUUCACGCUCAUUGUUAUAGAUGACUCCAGUGCAAGAGGUGAAGCUGGGGCGGCCAAUGGUGACUCUGAAAGUAUCCCAGAGCUGGCGGGGAAACUGGUACGUCCACGUUUCACCCAGCCGUCAAAGAUGAGGAAGCGCGUCAUCGCUCGCCCAGUGGGCAGCUCAGUGCGUCUGAAGUGCAGCGCAUCAGGAAACCCUCGCCCCGACAUCGUCUGGCUGAAGGACAGUCGGCCGCUGCUGGACGAGGACAGUGGAGCGACGGGAAGAGGAGACGGGGAGGGAAAGAAGAAGAGGUGGACUCUGAGUCUGAAGAAUCUGACACCAGAGCACAGCGGGAAGUACACCUGCCACGUCUCCAACAGAGCCGGAGAGAUCAACGCCACCUACAAAGUGGAAGUCAUACAGCGCACCAACUCCAAACCCAUUCUGACCGGCACUCACCCCGUCAAUACCACCGUGGACUACGGAGGAACCACGUCUUUCCAGUGUAAAGUCCGAAGUGACGUCAAGCCAGUCAUUCAGUGGUUGAAAAGAGUCGAACCUGGUGACGAGAACAAAUUCAAUUCAACCAUAGAGGUUGGGGACCACCGUUUUGUGGUCCUGCCUACAGGAGAAGUUUGGUCACGUCCUGAUGGAUCAUAUCUCAACAAGCUGCUCAUCACCAGAGCCAAAGAGGAGGACGCUGGCAUGUAUAUCUGCCUGGGAGCCAACACUAUGGGAUACAGCUUCAGGAGUGCAUACCUGACUGUUCUACCAGAUCCAAAGCCCCAGAGCAACACCAUCCCCACGGCCACCUCCCCAAGCCUCCCCUGGCCCGUCAUUAUUGGAAUACCCGCAGGUGUCGCCUUCAUUUUAGGCACCGCCCUCCUCUGGUUCUGCCAAUCAAAACGCACCUGCUCCUCCUCCUCCUCUUCUGCCUCGUCUUCAUCCUCCUCUGCUCUUCCCGCUGCCCAGCGUCUACCUGCAGCCAAUCGCGAGCGAGCCUGCCCCGCGGUGCCUCAACAACCGGCCAGCGGGGAUAAAGAUUGUCUUUCAUACGAGGACUACAUCGCCCAUCAGCAGCUGCUCCUCACUCAGGGCGGCGCUGGAUUGGCUCCCAAAGUCUACCCAAAGAUCUACACAGAUAUACACACGCACACGCAUUCGCACGUGGACGGGAAAGUGCAUCAGCACCAGCACAUUCACUACCAGUGUUAGCAGUGAGAGGGAGAAGCCACGUCCGACUCUUCCACGAACAUGUUUCUGGUGCAUGGAGACUCUUUCACCACAGACUGCUGACAUACAGACUGCAGACAUACAGAGCAAAGGAAAAAGAAAGCUGCAUGCAAAAGACAAUGCAGAUUUACAUCAAACACAUCUCCUCAUUAACCUGUUGCAGCUUUGUUAUACUGAACACACAGACUUAUUAAAGACGCAUAAAUGAAGAAUGUAAAGGAAGAAAUAGAUCCUUAUUUUAGCCAAUCUUGAGGCAAAUCCAGAGAAAUCUAUCCAAAAAAUCUCAAUAUAUAUUUUAUUAAAGCCUUUUUAUAUGAUAUCUCAACUUUAGAUUUUUAAAUCUCUCCUUUUCUUUUUGCUCAAAGACCUUAAAGCUACGAAAAACAUCUAUAAAGUGACUUAACCCAACAAUUUACUUGUCUCUGUUCUUUAGACACACAACCAUAACCUCCUAAGUAACUGCAGAAACACAGUUCACCUUCUCUUCAAUGCUCUUACUAUAGAUACUCCUGUGCAUAAUGGGAUGCAGUUAGAUGGUGAUUGGCAUGCUGCUUAAUCCUCUCAAAAGAAAUGUAUAGUAUGUUCUAACUGUACAGCUUCAAUCCAGAGUUUCAAGAGUCAGGCAAACUGAGCCGUAAAAGACACAAAUCAAACAAACUCCCACUAAAGGAUGUGAGGGUAAAGGCUGCAAGCUUUUGCGUCAGCUGGGCCGACAGCCUUCCUGAUAAAUGUCCAGCUGCUAACUGGGUGCUGUGGAAAAAAGAGCUGUUGUCAAACUGAGUACAGACAGCGUGCAGCACUGUUUUGGCAGCAGCUAGAAGCUCAUUUCUGCUUCAUCCAAGGGGGCUCCUCUUUAAGAGCGUUUUCUGACUGUUCUGCUGCUUUAUUUUUCUGAAGAAUGCUGGCAUUUCCUGUUUCACAUCGUCUCCUUUUCGGCUCUCUCCUAAGCUUGCUGACUGAAGAAGAAGAGAGCGAUGCAGUUUUUCUGUUCUCCUCAAAGUUAUUUGUUCACUUUCUGUAGCCAACAGUGCAAAGGGAUGAUCGGCCACGCCCUCGUUGAACACUGGUGCCUUCCAGGAAUUGUUUCCAGACUUGGUGGAUCACCGUCGGAUCAUUGGAUAUGUCACAGACUCUUGUUCAUCCGUUUUGAGAUUUAGAGGGCUUAAAUUCUAUCUUAAGGAUGAGACCUAAAGUCCUCAACUCUUCUUCUCUUCAAGAAGCGCCUCACUAUAUGACCACAAGUAUACUGGAACAGGGUUUGCAUGUGCGCUGUUCUCCACACACACUUUGUAACACAGCAGAGGAAGUCUGAUGUGGGCUGUGUUUUGGAUAAAGGACUUUCUUCUCACCUGCAGAUCCCUCUAUCACCCUGUUACAGGACAGAUUAAGAUGCUAUAAAGAUAAACAAUGCUCUAAUGGAAUCAAAUAACAGUAUUUUCAUCGUUAAAAUUGAAUGCUGUAUAUGCUGCAGAUUAUUUUAACAGUACCCACUGAGAAGCUAUAAGUAGCUUUGCUGCUCCCAGCACUGGGAUUUAUUCACAUCUCUUGAUAUGUUUGAUUUUACUUGUCUGCAAAAGUACCACUAAUUUUAUCAGCUGCCUUAAUUGAUGUUCAAAAUAAUGACAUCCCCCGGGAAAAUAGCUCAUGCAUUUUCACUUGUGUGUUAUCUAUUUUCUUGCUCUCAGAUUACAGUUACCACAAACUCAUGAUAUACCUCGAAAGAACAGCGACAGUCCUCUGUUUUCUCUCUAGAAGCAGUUUUGAAUGAAUGCACGUCUAAAAAUUGCUCCCUGUUAGGUUUGUUUCUUGUCCUCUUACUUUUGUCUUUAAAGAAAAAAAAAAAGUUUACCAAUCACCCUGAACAGCUGGACUUUUAUUUCUAUGUCUUUGUUGGAUGGUUUCAAACAAAGCUCCUCUUAAUCCAUGAAAACAAAUGUCAGAUUAGUUUACUCUUCCCUCAUUUUUUCACACAUAACCUUGUGCAAGUUCUCAAGUAAAAGCUAAUAGACUGCCAAUAAACAGACUGUGUAUAAGUGCACUUCCCUCUAGCAUUUACAUGGAAACAGUCAUGUUGAAAUCAUACUGUUUGUUAAUUCAGUGAGAAUGCUGUUUGCAUCACACAGCAAACACUUCACAGAAAACAGUGAACAUUCAAACGUCUCCAGAUUAUUAUUUUUCAGAAAGUGUGCUUCUUAUUUAUUUUCUUUACAACAUGUUUGUUUUUUUCAUAUAAUUGGGCAUUAUACUGCAUGAGUGGAUUGUGUUAUAGUAGUAAAGUAAGCUAUGUAGCAAAUACCAUGUUCAUGUCAUUGUAAGAUACUGUAUUUAUACGUGCCAAUGGAAUAUACGAAAUUUUAUCGAUAAUCUUUGUAUCGACAAUCUUGUACAGUCUAUUGUCAUUUAGGCUUAAAUGUUGUUUUCUCCCAUUUUAAUCAUUUUAAUGGUGCCAUUAAAAAGUUUAAUCU